AUGGUCAAAAGGACAUCAGCACACUCAUUGCAAGCGCAAAAGCAGAGACUGGAAUCACUGGUGGGUGCAUUCCCUAAAAAACUCAUUGGAUUGAAUCAUAUUAACACUCUUGAUUCACCACUGAUUGCAGCUAACGGAAUAACAGAUCGAGUCAGUAACAUGCUCGAGCCAUACCUCUCAACAUUGCAAACGAAAUUACCGGCUCUCGAAACUCACCUCAAUGCCUUGCGGUCCGAAAUUGUCAAUCGAGCGCUGGACCCACCCGAACCGACGGCCCAUCAAACCAAAGUUGAACACGAGAUUGGCCGUCUACAAGAUUCCUUCCAGAGACAUACGACAACAUCCACAAACGCCCAAUCACAAGAUCAUGAGAGAAUUUUGAUACUCGAACAAGAAUUCAAGACAUUGAACAAUUCAAUCUUACCUUUAUCUACACUUUCACCAUUACUACAAAGCUUUCUUCAAGCAGAACUAUCUCGUCAAUCGACUUCUCGAGAGCAAAUUCAAACAUGCGAACCACUGCACACUGAAGUUGACCAAAAUCCCAUAGCUCACGAAAAUCAGGAGACAGGACUGGAGGAAGCAACAACACUUGAUGCAUCUCAAGUCGUUACUACUCCCACAUUUCAAUCAUGCUCCACAGGUAUUUUCAACGAGUCUCAAAGAGUAGAGAUUCCCAUGAAAGAGCCAAACCCUCCAUCUAGCAUUCCGCAUCAUUUAUCUACAGAAAUCGAUCGAGAUCAUCCAACAACAGAUUCAUCGCUCAAUGAUUUAAAUCCUAAGGAAGCCGAAUCACGACCGCCUCUCGGGAUUAUGGAGGAUGGAGUAACACACUGCGCACCAAAGUUUCCGGAAGAACUUCUGCCAAGGAGACCUUCGCUGAUCGAUCUCAUUGCAACGGAACAGCAAACCAUGCUUGAUCACUCAAAGAUUCAGCUCGAGGAACUAAAAUCACUUGAAAACGCUUCACAAGAAGCUCAACACAUCUUAACUCAAGAUCAUCCUAGCUCUGAAACCAAUGUUCGAAAACGGUCUAGAUCGCGUCGACUAACCGGUACACCAAAACGCUACCUCACCAGAGCACAUCAAGCUUCGAAUCCAAAUUUGUGCUACCAACAUGAUCUAGACAUUCUCAGAGAGAGACCCAAAGGCCCAGAGAAGGAAACCAUCAUGAAGAACGGUACAGAGAAAUCUGACGAGUUGAGAAGUCUCAAGACUCGAAAAUUGGAUUCUGCACUUUCAAAAAAUGUGGAACGUCAAUCACCUUCUUUUCAAUCACAUCGAGCCUUUUCAUCUUCCGUAAAUAUUACUACUGGGGCAGGCAUCAAGGAUCACCCAAAUUCUACAGGAGGUAUGAUGCCGUCUGUAGUAUGGGUUAGACAUUGUUGUUCUACUUCAAGUUUGAUGACCCAACACUAG
This is a messenger RNA of Melampsora larici-populina 98AG31, 1419 nucleotides long. RefSeq lists its product as uncharacterized. The transcript is spliced from 4 exons. The coding region runs from base 1 to 1419 and encodes 472 amino acids. The record is from RefSeq and is a predicted model, not a curated record. NCBI's taxonomy places the organism in Eukaryota, Fungi, Basidiomycota, Pucciniomycetes, Pucciniales, Melampsoraceae.